AUGUCCGAAAGUCUUCGCUCCCAGCUGUGCCUUGGGUUUCGGCGUCACUUGGAAUGUCUUGACACGUGGGGACCAGGAAGCCUUUCAGUGAUAAUGAAGCCAACGCGUGAGCAAGGGCCGAGGGCAAGCAGGUCGGUCCGCGCCCCCAAAGUCUCAUCCGAAGCAUUUCAGCACCCCUUGCUCCUUGGGCCUCACAUUGCGUCUUUUCGGUUCGCAUCGCAGCUUACUCCAAUACCAUUCGCAUUCGUGAUCUCAGCGCCCGACGAGCGCACAAUCAGUGGCUUAGUCCAGUCGCCGACCUACCCCUUGCCUGUAAGAAUGAGACACGUCGGCCGAUGGCUGAGUACAAUUAUACGCUCUUGA
Messenger RNA from Bipolaris zeicola 26-R-13, 363 nucleotides. RefSeq lists its product as uncharacterized. NCBI's taxonomy places the organism in Eukaryota, Fungi, Ascomycota, Dothideomycetes, Pleosporales, Pleosporaceae. The record is from RefSeq and is a predicted model, not a curated record. Bases 1 to 363 code for a protein of 120 amino acids. The transcript is spliced from 3 exons.